CCUUCAUGGCCCUCUUGUUAACUCUAGCUUUAUAUAGUAUAUUUUUUAAAUCUGACACAGAUUCUGCAGUGACCCCAAUCCAGCCACAGGAUGAUGCUGGUCACGGACAAGUUCUCGAUUCUGAUUCACUGUCAGAUUUUCAAGGUCAGCUUGAAGAUAGGAAGAGUAAAGGUCGAAGGCCGAGGAAAAGGUCAGACCACAGUCGAGAAAAGUCCUCCGCUGAUACAAAAGGGCUAAGGUCGCAAGGCAGAAAAAGCAAUUUACAAGACCCACCAGAUUUAAGCAGAGGAAAUCUGAAAGAAAUCUACAGGGAAUUGGAGGUGAUCAGCGAAAAACUCAAGGAGGAGAAUCAUAUCUUGCAUGAUAGAGAGAACAGUUUAAAGGAGAGGGAGAGAAUGUUGUCCAUUUCCCAGGAAAACCUGAAAACUGUUGCUGAUCUUGAAGUCAAACAGAGAGUGUCUGCUGUGGAAGAGAAAUACAAAUCUGAGUUAGCGAAGAUGGAUCAGGCUUUGAAAGAGAAGUUCAAAGAGAAUAAGAGAUUGAAGGAUAAUUUUGAGACUCUUAAAUUGGCAAAUGAUGCACAGAAAAAAGAGUUGGAAGCUUUGAAAAGUCAACAUGAAAAGCUGGAAAAGCAGUCGCUUAGUGUGCAGGCAAGACUUACAAACUUACAGAGAAAACAGGACUUUGUCCAGCGUCAGCGAGAAGCCGACCUUCCACUUCCUAUGGCAGUACCUAAAUCCAAAACCCAGCCAGACGUGCAAGUGGAGGAGAAAGAACGGCCAAAAUCUACCAAAUCUCAAAAGCUCCCAUCCACUACCUAUGAGGUAAUGUCAGCACUUCUAGACUGGGUCUCGGAUUCACAGCUCAGGUAUACAACUAUUGACAAUAUUCUGAAACCAGUCGACAGAGUAGCUACACAGGAUUUCCUUCAGGAAAAAGUUAUCAAGAUUCUACCAUCCCUUGUUGAGAUGUUGAAGGAGUUUCCCAGCCACAAUCUGAAGUUCUGUCUACCUUGUCUACAGUUUACAUACUGGUCCCUGGUUCAUGUUGAACAAAGCCAGGGACAACAGCAAAAGUCUAAUCUUUCCUCCACAUUCCGAAGACUUGGAGAAGAGUUGUAUCGUUCAAAGACAGUCCGAUUUUACGAUUCUGAUCCCUACACAAUAACUGAUGUUACAACGUCUCCUGUAAAAACUGAGAAAAAUAGAGAAGGAAUUUACUUCAGAAGUUCUAACUUACAUGUCCGCUUGUUGUCUUCGUUGAUUAUUUUACGGACUUUGUCUCAAGUUGAUUUGUUAGCCCAUGUGUUUGAUGUAUUGAAAGCAGAUCUGAAAUCGGACAUAGCAAAGGAAUUAUUCUUGUAUUACCAAGGGACCACAGUUGUGCUACAAUUUCUAAAACCUGUAAAUAAACCUUUCAUGUCACCAGCAAUGGAUAUAUUCCUUCAAAUGUCAACAGAUUCACCAUUCCUUCCUCCAUUCCUGGAGAGCUGUAGCAAUGAAACUUGGUUCCGUACAGUUGCCAUGGUUCUCAGAGCACCCAGACAGGAUAUGAAGCUUUUGGAGAGACUGAGUAUUGUCCUCCAGAAGCUUUCAAAAGUUAGAACAAACAAGAGGUUCUUUGAGGUCUACACAAUUACUGGAAUUAUACAGGAACUGUUGCGAGGCUGUUCCAAUGAUCAAGCAUUCCUGGCUCUAAAUCUCAAGUCUAUACUGUACAAUUUGAAUUCAGGAUCCUGACCAUGUGAUCAUUAAAUCAAAAGCCACGUGAUUUGACAUUUCCUGAAUUGCCUAUUUAUUCUUCAAAGAAGUGACUGAGACCCUCUUUUGUAGUGAAGGGAAUACACUUGACACUGUUAAAAACACAAAGUUUGUGUAUUACCAAUAUGUUUGAUAUUUGCAAAUUAUAGAAUUUCAACAGAAAAUCUUGGCUCACUACACAUGUAGUGAUCUAUUCAGCUAUUGUUCUCGUUAUUUAAGGUGGAGAUAGGUAACAGGACUUUUUUUGCUUGUUACUGUAUAAAUUGUAAUUUUGAUAUAUAGAAAUGUUGCUUUGGUACUAACUAAAAUGCCUUUAAAGUUUUACAACAAUCCACCAACAAAUCAAGCCAAAAUUGAAAUGUUGAAACUUUUUGUGUCCAGAAUGCCUGAAAUUUACAUGUGUUUUGAAUUCAACAGCAAUCAAGAAUUGAAAAAGGUCCUUUUACUGGUACCAGCUUUGGAGUUCUUUAGAAUAUUAUAUAUAAUAUGACACAAAACAAAAAAACGAAAAAAAAGAUGAGACUGGAACAAAGUGGUAGGGAUAUCUGUACCUCUUUAAUACACGCGAUCUCAUUGCUAAAUUUAUCAUGUUGACUGUUGUGUUCAGUAGACUGUGAAAAUGUUUAAUUUUAUUACAAAACAAUGUAUAUUUCAUGGGCUCAUGACUAUCAAGAUAAAAUCCAUGUAGAUUUUAUUUGUGUAUUGGGAAUAAAUUUCAUGGCUUGAUGCAACCAAGAAAUUGAAGAAAAAUUGUCCUUCAGAUAGAGUUAAUGAAAGAUUUCAUCUUUAUUUGUCUUAGCAUUUAUCAGUGAGCUUUACAGAUGAAAAGAAUCCGUCCAAUUAUAUAUUGAAACUUUUGUUAGUAAAGCAUAUUUUCUUUGUGGUUGUUCGUCAGUAUGUAUGUUUUCUACAAUGUUUACAACAAAGUUUAAAGAUUAUUUAAUUAAUUGAGUAAAGAUAGUACUAGUCAAAAGGGGCACACCUGCAGGCUCCUGAUAUUUGUCAUGUUUUGCAUACAUUUUGUAUUUAUAAUUAUUUACUGAUAAUUGUAAAUUAAUAGUUAAACAUUGAGUUUUAGACUGUAUGAUUAAAACAUUGAAUAGUCUAUAAUAUAUUUAGGAGACUGACAUACAAGAAAAGUCAUGCAAUUAAAAUUGAUGUGAAAUAGAAGUAAAGUAGCUGCACUUUUAAUCAUGCCAAUAUAGAUACUACAUUUAAUAUUUGAUAGACUUAACUACUGUAAAAUCAGACUUUUUUACAAGGCUUAAAGUUAAUUAAAAAUAGAAAUUUUGAAUUUUAUUAUUCUAAAUAAAUCGCUUAAUAAAUUCAGUAUGAGAAGAAUCUUGUGUAAUAGUCUCUAUAUUUUGUACUAUGUAUGUAACAUAACUGCUGUAAAAUCAGAUAUUUUCCUCAGGCUAAAAGUUUGCAAAAAUGUUUCUUAUUGUAGAAUAUUCACAAUAUAUGGCCAAUUUGUGACUUAUUUAGGACUAUAGAAAUUUAAAAACAAAUAUUUUCACAAGUACAAUAUCUAUUUUUAUGCAAAUAUGAGCAGUAAGCAAGUAAAAUGAAAGUAAACCCCUUGCAGAAAUGUCUGAAUUUACAGUCUCUACUUAGGAAAUAGGUCCAAGCUUGCUUGUAUUUGUGAAGUUUUUAACUCUCACAUGCCAGUCUAGUACUAGCAGUAUGUUGUUUUUAAGCAUUCCAAGGUGAUAUAUAGUAAUUAAUGUAUUGCAGUUAUGUAUAUGUAAUUCGGUAAAAAAAAAAACACGUAUGUAAUAGUCUCUUUAUCUUAUACUACUGAGGUACAACGAUUAAUAUAACAUAACUUCUGUAAAAUCAGAUACUGUGACAUUAUUAAUAUUCGUGGGGGACUAAUUUUCGUGGAUUUCAUGGUUAAGUCAAACCACGAAAUUUAAUCCCAACGAACAAGUAAAAUUCUCAUUCAUUUUAUAUUCAAAAAUUGAAAUCCACGAAUUCAUAUCCCCACGAAAAUGCCAGUUUGACCAAAACCACGAAAUUUCAUGACCACGAAAUUAAAUGAAUUUGCAGUAUUUGGCUGAGGCUUAAAGUUUGCUUAGGUUAGAGUUGUUUCGAAUUGUUGAAUAUUCUAUAUAAAUGGACAGUUCAUGAAACAUAGGAUUAUUAGAAACAUAAAAAGCAUUUUCACAAGUACAGUAUUUAUUUUUGCAAUAACGAACAAUAAGCAAGUAAUGUGAAAAUGUAUCUCUUGGGAAAAUUUCUCAUUUUGCAGUAUCUGUUUAUGAAAUGUGGAUACAUGUCUAAGCUUGUUUGUAUUUGUGAAGUCUUUUAACACUUAUAUGCCAGUCUAGAACUAGUAGUCUGUUGUUAUUUUCUUACAUAAAUGAAGCAUUCCAAUGUGAUAUGUAGUAAUUAAUGUAUUGCAAUUAUUAAAACCAGUUUCACAACAGUU
Mercenaria mercenaria is the source of this 4191-nucleotide messenger RNA. RefSeq names its product coiled-coil domain-containing protein 138-like. The transcript has 11 exons. Lineage: Eukaryota; Metazoa; Mollusca; Bivalvia; Venerida; Veneridae. The record is from RefSeq and is a predicted model, not a curated record. The coding region runs from base 6 to 1739 and encodes 577 amino acids.